CCGCCUCUCCUACUCGUGCGGGCACGCCAGACGCCACCGACGCCUUUCUGCUGUCUCCUCAUCGUACACUAUCGCAUUCCUUGCUUGACCCCCAUCCACGACAACACUCAUGGCACCUAACAACACUCGUGGUUACAUCUUCAUCGGCUUGAACGCCGUCCGGGUGCUGAGUAUCAUCGCGCUCCUCCUGCUCUUUGCCAGCAGCAUCGUUACCCUGGUGCAAGAUAUCAAGGCUGUCAAUGCUUUCAUUGCAGAAGGCAGCCAUCAGGAUAUCCUUGUGUCCUCUGGAAACUCCACGCAGACGGAAGAUUGCUCAGACAUGGAUUACGUUCCUGGUAGUACCGUGCCAAAUCAGCCCGCAGGAGCUUUCUGGGCAGUCCUCAACCGCCUCUUGAUCAUAUUCCAAGUCAUCGUGCUUGUGAUGUCCGAGGCCGGCUGGCCCUCUGCCUUCUUCAGCCGCUUCUUCCCCGUUCUGGGUGAUGAUUUCGGCCUCGGUGCUCUCGGUGUCAUUCAAUGCCUGCUGGGCGCGGCGGUGCUCUCGCAUCACGUCGACGAGUUCUCGCUCGUCUCCGCGUUCUUCCUCUUCUCCAUCGGCUGCCUGAACAUCCUCCUCGGCCUCAUCUUCCGCGAGAAGGCGAAGCCCCGCCGCGCGCUCAAGGCGUGGAAGGAGACGGACGACGUCCUCCCCCGCACGUCCCUGCGCUCCGGCCCACGGCCGUUCCUCACCUCCGCUAGCACUGGCUCGAGCAACCCCGUGGCGCCGUGGGACGAGAAGGGCGCGGAAGCGGCGCGCAGUGGCACUCUUCUGGGCCAGAAGAGUGGCAUGGGCUUCGGGAGGCAGGGGGAGAAGGCAGCGCUCGCGCGAGGACACACUUUGACCACGCCCGAGCCAACCUUGCCCCAAUAUGUCCCCCGACCCACCGCCACUCUCAGCCCGGCCCCGACGUACGUCUCGCGCACUGUCCGGUACGCCGAGCCCGAGCCUGAGGCAGACGAAGAGGGCCGCCGCAGCUCCGGUAUCAGUUACGCGAGCGCAGAAGCCACACACUCCCCGCACGCAGUCUGAGACUGCGGUACGAACAUUCACUCCUCUGGACUCAUGCAUAUCGCGGACGACACACGAGGAACGACGUGACGGCGCCACACUCACUGUACGCUUAACCCUGCUUAAUACUCCCUGCGGGGUCGCGUCCGAGCUUGGACUUGGACGGCCCGCACGGAUGGUGACGGACUCUUGGUGCUAGCAUCUCUUGGGUCCUCUGGAGCUGAACACUGUAUACUUACGCCGAUCUUUGUCUCGCCCCACCUAUUGUAGCUCUUAGUCAUCCACUGUAAAGUAAUGCCAUUCUGUCUUUGGAUUCCCGUGUAGC
Rhodofomes roseus is the source of this 1370-nucleotide messenger RNA. RefSeq lists its product as uncharacterized. The transcript has 5 exons. Lineage: Eukaryota; Fungi; Basidiomycota; Agaricomycetes; Polyporales; Fomitopsidaceae. The record is from RefSeq and is a predicted model, not a curated record. Bases 110 to 1066 code for a protein of 318 amino acids.